UAAUAAAAUUAAGAACUUCGAAAGUAGUUCAAAACUGUAAAGAAUUCUUGAAAGAUAAGCUUCGUCCUAGUAACAUAAUUUAUUUCUAGACAAUAUGAAAGUACUUAUUAGCUUAAUAGUUUUGGUUAGUUUCAGCUCGAUAUCUUAUGGUGCCUAUAACAGUUAUUAUGACAAACACAGUAAUUCCAAUAAUGGACAAGAGCAAUUGGAAUGGUCUGAUUACAGGUAUUCGAUAAGCGCAGGGAGUUGUAGUGGAAGAAAGUUGGUCGAGGAAGACGUUCAAAAAAAUGCUGAUCCCUUCACUAUUAAAAAAUCCACGUAUUCCUGGUUAGGAAGAGGGAUGUUUGUCAUUACUUGCAUUAAGGUAAACAAUCAGAUGCCCAGAGACAGAGAUGCAGGAGAGGCUAGAAUUAUUGAAGGAGGUGUUGGCCAGGGUUCCGUCAAAAUAGAAAUGACAUCGAAAAACUCUAAGGGAUUAUACUUCACGGUUGAAAUCUGGGGCCAAGAAACAAGUCAAUCGUCAGGAAUAGCUGUUCUAUCCAACACUCCUCAAAAAAUAUUAUAUAUGGGUGGAAAGAAAUACUGUGAAUGUUAAAAAAAGUUUUUCUAGUACAGUAAACAGUUAGUAAUGUUUACAAUUUAUUUUGACAAAUGGUUAUCUAAUGUUUGUACACAAUAUAUAAUUUAUCUACGAAAUAUAAUUACAAGUGAACAGAAACAGA
Molecule: messenger RNA, 722 nt
Organism: Sitophilus oryzae (rice weevil)
Lineage: Eukaryota; Metazoa; Arthropoda; Insecta; Coleoptera; Curculionidae
Exons: 2
Coding region: 95-595 (166 amino acids)
Source: RefSeq, a predicted model, not a curated record